Messenger RNA from Penicillium paradoxum, 1332 nucleotides. Its product is annotated as NADH:flavin oxidoreductase/NADH oxidase. Gene Ontology annotation, molecular function: NADP binding; FMN binding; NADPH dehydrogenase activity. Gene Ontology annotation, cellular component: intracellular anatomical structure. NCBI's taxonomy places the organism in Eukaryota, Fungi, Ascomycota, Eurotiomycetes, Eurotiales, Aspergillaceae. Bases 1 to 1332 code for a protein of 443 amino acids. The transcript has a single exon. The record is from RefSeq and is a predicted model, not a curated record.
AUGGGGUCGACUUCGUUUUGCUCGCCGUCGGUCCAACAGGCUCAGAAUGCUCCUUAUUUCACCCCCGCCAACGAUGCGGGAGCCGCUGUGAACCCGCAAGACCCCCAAACCCCAACACUCUUCCGUCCUUUGCAGAUUCGCGAUGUCACACUCAAAAACCGGAUCAUGGUAGCGCCAAUGUGCAUGUAUUCUGCUGAGUCUGACCCUCAAUCGCCUGCUGUCGGCGCACUCACAGACUAUCAUAUCGCACAUCUUGGCCAUUUGGCUACCAAGGGUGUCGGGUUGAUCUUCAUCGAAGCCACUUCCGUCCAGCCUAAUGGUCGGAUUACACCCAACGAUGCCGGCCUAUGGCAAGAGGGGACAGACUCCGAGCAGUUUAAGGGCCUGCGUCGCGUGGUAGAGUUUGCUCACAGCCAAGGUGCCAAAAUUGGCAUCCAGCUUGCGCACGCUGGCCGGAAGGCCAGUACCGUUGCGCCCUGGCUCGCAUCGCAAGCGAAGCAACGCAGCGUCAAAGCCGAUGAGAAUGUUGGUGGCUGGCCAUCCGACGUGGUUGCCCCUUCCGGUGGUGAAGAGCAUAUCUGGGCGCCCGGGGACCAAUACUGGGCCCCUCGCGAACUUGCAACUGCCGAGGUCGAAGAACUUGUACGGGCCUUCGCACGGAGUGCGCAACUUGCAGCCGAGGCAGGAGUGGAUGUUAUUGAGAUUCAUGGUGCCCAUGGAUACCUGCUACAUCAAUUCCUAAGCCCCGUCACCAAUCGACGGACGGAUCAAUACGGCGGUAGCUUUGAAAACCGCACGCGACUUGUACGGGAGAUAGCUACUGCAAUCCGUGCGGUCGUCCCAGUGGGAAUGCCCUUGUUUCUUCGUAUCAGUGCCACAGAAUGGCUUGAGAACCAACCUGUCGCCGAACAAACUGGAAGCUGGGACAUGCCAUCUUCAAUCCAGUUGGCGAAGAUGCUGCCGGCUCUCGGUAUCGACUUCCUAGAUGUCAGCUCGGGUGGUAAUCAUAGAAACCAGCGGAUUGAACCCCAUACCAACUAUCAAAUCGAACUCGCCGGCCAAAUUCGCCAGGAAAUCCACGCCGCGAAUCAACGAACACUGGUUGGGGCUGUUGGCUUGAUUACGGAGGCCGAGUCCGCUCGCAAUAUCGUGGAAGGCGCAGACUUGGAAGCCCAGGCGACCGAGGAAAUUCUUUCUGGCCAAGAGCCUAAAGCUGAUGCUGUGCUGAUGGCCCGUCAAUUUUUGCGUGAACCCGAAUGGGUGCUUAUUGCAGCCAAGAAGUUGGGUGUGAAGGUGUCUCUUCCGUGGCAGUUUACGCGAGGUCUGAUGUGA